UCUGAAUCAUACAAGUAUGGUUGUUGCAGUCGGUUCAAAUUUUCAUCUGUAGAGCGUGAUUGUGAAGGGAACCCAGGGCGGCCAAGAUGAAGCUGGUGCACAUCGCCACCUUUCUAAGCUGCGUAGCUACCUGGACCGAGCUCCUGGCGGUCGAUGCUGUGCAACUGCGGUCACAAGUCGCUGCGGCAGUUGAGAACUCUUCAGCGGACAGCGGAAAUGCUCGCGGCAAGAGCAUGCUGCUUUCCGCUCGUUUGGAAGCGCGUGCGGAUUUGAAAGACAUCACGCAACAGGAGGCCAUCCUGCAGAACCACAUCUCGCGGGUUUACUCCCUCUUCGAGUUUACGAAGGAGCUGCUACUGAACCGAGAAGCAGGCUCACCCAACAACAAGAAUAAAGCGGCCAGCGAUAUCACGGCAACUAUGCCCGCUGACGUCAAGGCCGCUUACGAACAGUUGCAGAAGAACAGCAAGGCUAGGUUGGGCAGUAGAGGCAUGGUUGGCAGCCUGAUCGGUAAAGCGAUGGGCCCGGCAAUCAUGGUGCCGCUGCUGCAAGAGAUGUACGAAAAGUUCAAAGGCGACAUCAAGCGCGCCAAUGCGCAGGAAAAGCGAGCCGCGGACAGGGUUUCGAAGCAGGAAAAGGAGUAUGUUACACUGCAGAACGAGGGAAAAUCCUUCUUGCUGGAGCAAAAGAAAAAAGUCAUCGACUACUACAAGAAGCAACGGGAGAUCCAGCACCACCACUAUCACACGAUGCUCAAGAUGGCCCACGCGAUGAUGCAGCGCAUAACAAAGGUGAAACAAAUGUGCGCGGAUGCGGCUAACGGGAAAAUGUUGUCUGGAAAGCAACUCGAAGAGCUGCGCCUAGCCGCGCCAAGUACGAAGAUUGUUUUGUAACCUAGAGGAACAAGUCUGUUCGCGAUGUUUCGAAUUCUUUUUUUCCACAAAAAAAUUGUAGAGAACAAAAUUUCCCAGAAUCAAAUGAAACGGACUCAGGUUCGACAUACAUGCUGCCCUGCUUCAAACGGUCAUAUAUUUUGUUUGUUAC
Amoebophrya sp. A120 is the source of this 1044-nucleotide messenger RNA. The record is from the annotation of a GenBank genome assembly. Lineage: Eukaryota; Dinophyceae; Syndiniales; Amoebophryaceae.